AUGAAUGUCUUGAUGCAGGGCAUCUUUGUUGGAAUUGCGUGGUUCAAUUUUCUUGAGCCGGACGUGGACGACACAACAGUACGGGAUGCCUUCCGCUGGCGUGAGUCAUCUGGUCAUUCUUUGACUGAGUACGAUGCGGUUUCCGGAUCUUCUCUGGCAGAGAGAGUGUGUAAUGGGGACAAGUCUCUGCACUUGUCCGGGGUCCAGAUGACCCUCUACGAGGACAUACAGAAGUAUCUUAAGCCAGGACAAGAGGGUGUGUCUGCAUAUUUCACUGGCCAAGUUCUUUGCAUGGUGGCUCUGGUUGCUAGGCUCAAAGUCACCAGUCUGGAACUGCAAAAAAAAAGCAUGUGGAUCUGCGUUGCAGUGCACUGCAGAGCGUCCAUCCCAGGUUUGCUGGUAUCUGAUGGUGGCCAAGGACCGGACCGCAGGGAGGUGAGCCACGCCUUGGCCCUGCAUCGUGGCAUCGCCGCUGUGCCUCGAGGUUACAACAAGCUGGAGCCCAGGGAAAAUCCCUUCACCCAAGUCACCCACUACAGGCUGACGUCCAUUACACGACGGCGCGUGUUUGCAAGUGGUGUCCUCCUGGCAUACCGACUUGUGGCGGCCGCCCUCCUCAUCUACGUCGGCACCUACUUCUUAGUUUACACUGUCAAUGUCACAGAGCUUAUCUUGAAUGCAGUGGCCUUGGAAAUUAUUCUCGACAUAGACGACCUGAUCUUUGAUGCCUUGGCGACGACGCCUGGCAGACACCUCGUCCACCACUUGGAACCGCUGCCCAUGCCCUCUUUUCCUCGUUUCCGCGGAGCAGACAGCAAAGCACUUGUGAUGAGCCUCCUGAUUCCGGGCAUAUCGAUUCUCGUGUACAUUCUGAUGCUGGCGCCCAUGGUGCAGACGCUGCAGUCAGUGUCCGAUGAGUUGUGCGGUGGGAACUUGAAAUUCGUGUGGCACCUCGACAAGCGGAACAUCACCGUUCUUGCACCAACAAGCGGGGAUGGAUGGAAUGAUGUUGCUGGGAUUCAGAUUCAAGCCAUUCAGGAGGCCCAAAGAGCACAGAGCUUGCAAAGUCUGCAAGGUGCAGACAACACUCAGUACGGCGUCUGGUUAUCGAAUGUAAAUGCAUUGCUAGACACCAGCGAAUAUUCUUUGGACACCUUGGUUGACAUGAGCAACGCUGCGUGCGGAGACCUUGCAACUGGUGUGCCGAUGCUGAACUACUUACGCGAGGGAUUGGAGAAUCAAAGCCUCACAGGAUGUGCUGAUGCUUCUAUGUACUGCAAUUCAGUUUCGAAGAUGCCAGGGUGGGAACUGGAUGGCGGCAAAGGCUAUUUCACACGUAUGCUAUGCUCUGAAACAUGCGGCUGCUCCAAUCCCGGUGGCAGUUACUUCUUUGUAGACGGCUGCCCCUAUGGAAAGAAGCGGCCAUGCUACUCAUCCACCCCAUUUCAAGAGACUCUGCAGACAACGUCUUGCCAGGAGAAGACACCUCAGGAGCUGCGCAGCUCCACAACGUGGUUGAGCUGGGUCACUGCUCUUCGCAGCUUUGCUGAUGCAGGCCAUGGUCUGCAAGGGCAGGCUGAGGCUCGGCUGUUGGCACAGGCAAUGUGGGACCAUGGAUGCGGCUUCGGAGAAAACCUUACUGCUCAAAAUAUUUCCUGGGGCGACUGCUUUGAGUGGGGCUCGACCUUUGAUUGGAAUUUCAAGACGCUUGACUUCUUCUGUCCGGUCUCCUGUGGAUGUGACGGCAGUCGCCGGGACACAGCAUGCCCCACCCCUCAGGGAAUGACAUGCGACGAGGCCGAGGAGUGCGUUUUCAUCGACAACUGGUAUUUCUGUCGAGGCAAUGUGGAGGUGAUUGAUGGAAUUAUGCAGCUUGAAAUAAACGAUCUGAUGCUCGCUGGCGCCCACGCAGCGGAAUUUGAAUCUGCUUUGCAAAAAACGGUGGCCAACAUAUCAGGCGACGUACCUCCUGACGCAAUCAAGGCCCAUGCUGCAAUUGCACCAGUGCCUGGGGCGCCUUCGAGACUUUUAGCUCAGCUUUCGGUCGAGAUGAACAUUUUCUUGACCUCCCCGAGGGUGUCCCGGAGCGAGGUGGAGCAGAGAAUUUCUGCUUACUCGCCUGAGCAGCUUUCCUCGUUGUACAGCUCAAAACUUUCAGAGCUCUCAGUGGACGUUUCUGCCAUUGGAGUUUCCGUUUCAGGCUUGUCCCUAAUGGGCCAGAAGCGCGAGACGUAA
Symbiodinium pilosum is the source of this 2235-nucleotide messenger RNA. The record is from the annotation of a GenBank genome assembly. NCBI's taxonomy places the organism in Eukaryota, Dinophyceae, Suessiales, Symbiodiniaceae.